AUGCCCUCCUUCUUGGGCCUUGCUGCCCUCCCUCUCCUCGGCCUCGUAUCCGCCCAGAACAUUACCCAGACCACCUCCUUCUCCUUCUCUCCCACCCCCGUCACCACGAGUGUACCCUCGCCCACUGUUCCUCUCAAUUCUAGCGUAGACGGGCAAGGAGACUAUCCCGCUAUACAAGCCCUCUGUGAUGGAGGUGCCGACGUUCCCUUUUGCCCCGGCAUACUCUUGCAUGAUGUGCAGCUCGCUCGCAUCUUUGCGGACAGCAAGCCUACGCUUGAAUCCCUCAACGAGACUCAAGCAGCGUGGGAGGCCUUGACCAGUAAUAGCAGUAACGUGACAGUUGGAGAUAUCCAGAGGUUUGUUGAAGACAACUUUAAAGGCGAAGGUCUCGAGCUCUCCCAAGUCGAACUCCAAAACUUUACAGACUCACCCGCCUUCCUCGACAAUGUCACCGACCCCGUCUACCAAGCAUGGGCCAAGGUCGUACACGGCUAUUGGACACUUCUUGCCAGAGAGACAAACCAGUCGGCACUUUGCUCGGAGAGUGAGGAAGGUGGAUGCGAGUCGAGCUUGAUUCCGCUGAACCACACCAUUAUUGUUCCUGGUGGCCGAUACAGGGAGAUCUACUACUGGGACUCCUAUGCAAGUACACAAGCUGGCUUGCUCAAAUCGGAACUGUACGACUAUGCUUGGGCCCUGCUUUCCAACUUUAUGGACUUGAUCGAUACUUAUGGAUAUCUCCCCAACGGCGGCCGCAAGUACUACCUGAACCGCUCCCAACCUCCCGUCUUUGUCCAGAUGCUUGACGCCUACAUCAAAGUCACCUCCAACGUCACCAUCCUCGGACGUGCCCUCCCCAUCGCCUCCUCCGAGCUCGAAUGGUGGACAAACAACCGUACCACCAACAUCACCUCCCCAUACACCAACACCUCCGUCCUCAUCGCGCAUUACAACGUGACCAACUCUGCCCCUCGACCAGAGGGCUAUGUCGAAGACUAUGAGACUGCCAACUCUGCCGGUUUGGGGCCGUUGAACCAGACGGAGAAGGAAGAGCUCUGGGCCGAGUUGGCUUCGGGAGCGGAGAGUGGGUGGGACUAUAGUUCGAGGUGGUGUGAGCAGCCGUUGUUGAAUGAGACGGAUAACAACCCGGCGUUGAGGACGCUCAAAGUGAGGAGUAUUGUGCCGGUUGAUUUGCUGAGUUUGAUCAUGGCUGAUGAGAGGGAUCAGCUUGCCAAUUUGUAUGAGCUGUAUGAGAACAGUCAAAGUGAAGGCGGCGACAAUUCGACUUCCAGCGACAACUCGACCUCUAUCGCCAAACGUCAGGACGACAGUUCUGCAAGCGCCACCGAGAGUAGCACUGAUAGCGCAAGCGUUACCGAAAGCGCAAGUAGUGCGGAAAGCGCGACCAGUACCGAAAGCUCGACCAUCGCCGAUAGUACCACAGCACUUGGUAACAGCACGGCAAGCGCUACCGCCGCCUCGGGCAACGCGACCAGCACCGCCAGCAGUGGCAACAGUACUGAAAGCAGUUCCGCAAGUAACAGCAGCACCGCAAGCAGUACUGCCAGCACAGGUAACAGUACAGCAAACAGUACUACAAGUGCCGCCGCGAGCAACGCAAGUGCUACCGCAAGCAGUGGCGGCGGUAUCAUCAGUGGGAACAGUACUUCGAGCGGCAAUGGUACCGAAAGCAGCGGCAACGACACCGCGAGCAAGAUCGAAUAUCACCGUGCUCUCUCUCAGCAAUACGCCGCGGCCAUUCUCGAUCUCUGUUGGGACGCCGAAAAGUCUUGGUUCUACGACUUCAACAUCACCUCCAAUUCUCGUUCCGAGAUCUACCACCCAGGCGGUACCUGGCCUCUUUGGCAGAAUAUCACUCCUCCCGGCUUGGAGAACAACGAGACCGCCGCUUUGGCUUUGGUCAGUGGACAGAGGUACUUGUUGGGACAUUACUCUGGUGUGCCUAGUGUAGCAAGUCUGUUGCAGACGGGGUUGAACUGGGACUUUCCCAAUGCCUGGCCGCCUCAUGCCUACACGUCGAUCAAGUCGUUCGAGACCAUCGCUCGCCUUCUUCCCAACGCCUCCACGCUCCCCAACCUGACAAUCUCUUUCGACGAAGUUGUCCCCUCCCAGCUCGGUCUCAACCAGUCCGACUUGCAGCCCCAGCCACAAGAAACCAUCGGCAACGUCUCUCUCACCACCGACACUUCCAAGGACCAGCCAUGGCCUUUGGCUCUGUCAAUCGAGUUUGCCAAUAGGUACUUGGGAGCGGCGUUCUGCAGUUGGUACUCGACUGGUGGCCAGAUUGAAGGCCUUUUGACGCAGUUGUCGAUCAGUGAUUUGAACGCUACUGGGACCUUCACCGAGGGCCAGUCUGGUGUCAUGUUUGAAAAGUUCAACGUAACGGACACGGAUGCUGCCGGCGGUGGUGGUGAAUACACCGUCCAAGUCGGUUUCGGCUGGACCAACGGUGUAGCCCUCUGGGCAGCUGCCGAGUACGGCCAGUACAUCCCCUCGCCCACUUGUCCUCUCAUCCCUAUCAUCGAGGCCAACUCGACCGAAGGCUCGAACUCGACCUCGGCGACAAACUCGACAGACAGCUCGCGUGGGCCUACGGCGAAUGACAACUCUACAGAGUCGGGGAACAGUACGUCGACUAGUACGACCUUGUUUGCUGGAUAUAGGAUCCCGAGGGAGUAA
Messenger RNA from Cryptococcus wingfieldii CBS 7118, 2700 nucleotides. RefSeq names its product alpha,alpha-trehalase. Gene Ontology annotation, biological process: trehalose catabolic process. NCBI's taxonomy places the organism in Eukaryota, Fungi, Basidiomycota, Tremellomycetes, Tremellales, Cryptococcaceae. Gene Ontology annotation, molecular function: alpha,alpha-trehalase activity. The transcript has 10 exons. The record is from RefSeq and is a predicted model, not a curated record. The coding region runs from base 1 to 2700 and encodes 899 amino acids.